Molecule: messenger RNA, 3441 nt
Organism: Oncorhynchus keta (chum salmon)
Lineage: Eukaryota; Metazoa; Chordata; Actinopteri; Salmoniformes; Salmonidae
Product: gelsolin-like
Exons: 16
Coding region: 260-2455 (731 amino acids)
Biological process (GO): barbed-end actin filament capping; actin polymerization or depolymerization; actin filament severing
Cellular component (GO): actin cytoskeleton; cytoplasm
Molecular function (GO): actin filament binding; phosphatidylinositol-4,5-bisphosphate binding
Source: RefSeq, a predicted model, not a curated record
AUGCUAGUCGGAACUCUGAAAUAUCCUAUUUGCUAACUUUAUACACCCUCCGUUUCCGACUUGCACUUGAACGCGGCACUUACAUGCCAGCUUGAUCCCCCUGUAUCGCGAGUGUCAUUUAGGGAGUUGCUCGGCCCAAGCCAGACGCACCAACACACCCUGCCAAACGACACUGUCCUGACAAAUUAAGCCCUCUCCUGCAGCCUCAAAACACCCGCCGCGGCCUAGAAAACGUCUAAAUCACACAGCAUACGGCAGCAUGGUGUACCAUCCUGAGUUUGAGAAGGCUGGCCAGCAGGCAGGCCUGCAGGUGUGGAGGAUUGAGAAGUUUGACCUGGUGGCCGUGCCAGAGAAUCUGUAUGGAAGCUUCUACACAGGAGACGCCUACCUCAUCCUCAACACCAUCAAGCAGCGCUCCGGGAACCUGCAGUAUGACCUGCACUUCUGGCUGGGCGACUUUUGCACCCAGGAUGAGAGUGGAGCAGCAGCCAUCUUCACAGUCCAGAUGGAUGACUAUUUGGGAGGUAAACCCAUCCAGUACCGUGAGGUCCAGGGACAUGAAUCCAAAGUAUUGCUGGGUUACUUCAAGGUUGGACUGAAGUACUUGAAAGGAGGCGUAGCAUCUGGGUUCAAACAUGUUGUUACCAACGAGGUGGUUAUGCAGCGGGUGCUACAGGUCAAAGGUCGGCGUGUUGUCAGGGCGACGGAGGUGCCUGUCAGCUGGGACAGCUUCAACCAGGGAGACUGCUUCAUCCUGGACCUGGGCAGCGAGAUCUACCAGUGGUGUGGCUCCCAGAGCAACCACUUUGAGAAGCUGAAGGCCACUCAGGUUGCCAAGGGUAUCCGUGACAACGAGCGCAGUGGGCGAGCCCGCGUGUACGUGUGUGACGAGGGAGCAGAGCGAGACAAGAUGAUAGAGGUUCUGGGAGAUAAACCCCACUUUCCUGAAGGAUCUUCUGAUGACAUCAAAGCUGAUGCCUCAAACAGGAAGAUGGCCAAACUGUACAAGGUGUCAAAUGCCAGUGGAGACAUGUCCAUGUCCAUGGUGGCAGCAGAGAACCCAUUCUCCCAGAGUGCAUUGGAGUCCAGCGACUGCUUCAUCCUGGAUCACGGCUCCGAUGGCAAGAUCUUCAUCUGGAAAGGUAAAGAAGCCAACCUGGAGGAGCGUAAGGCAGCCAUGAAGGCAGCAGAUGAGUUCAUCAAGAAGAUGGGCUACCCCAAACACACCCAGGUGCAGAUCCUGCCGGAGAUGGGAGAGACGCCUCUCUUCAAACAGUUCUUCAAGAACUGGCGUGACAAGGACCAGACGGAGGGUCUGGGCGUGGCCUAUGUCUCCAACAGCAUCGCCAAGAUAGAGAAGGUGCCAUUUGAUGCUGCCACACUCCACGACUCCCCCGCCAUGUCUGCCCAGCACGGCAUGGUGGAUGGUGGCAACGGAGAGAAGCAGAUCUGGCGUAUUGAGGGAUCAGACAAGGUGGAAGUGGACCCCUCCACACAUGGACAGUUCUAUGGCGGAGACAGUUACAUCAUCCUCUAUAACUACCACCAUGGAGGACGCCAAGGGCACAUCAUCUACAUGUGGCAAGGAAGUGACUCUUCCCAGGACGAAAUUGGUGCUUCGGCCAUCUUGGGUGCCCAGUUGGACGAUGAGCUUGGUGGUGGGCCUGUGCAGGUGAGGGUGGCCCAGGGCAAGGAGCCAGCUCACCUCAUGAGCAUGUUUGGGGGGCAACCCAUGGUGGUGUACAAGGGAGGUACGUCCAGAGAUGGGGGCCAGUCCGCCCCCGCAGAAACACGCCUCUUCCAGGUGCGCUCCAACUCUGCAGGGUGUACAAGAGCUGUGGAGGUUGAUGCUGUGUCCUCCAACCUGAACUCCAACGAUGCCUUCCUCCUGGUGACUCCUGGAGCCUCCUUCGUGUGGAUGGGCCAGGGGGCCAGUGACACUGAGAAAAAUGGCACCCAGCAGCUAUGUGUUAUCCUGGGGGUGUCCUCCUCAGAAUUGCCUGAGGGCGGAGAGACCGAUGAUUUCUGGGAGGCUCUAGGAGGGAAGGCAGCGUACCGCACCUCCUCCAGACUCAGAAGCAAGGACAAGAUGGACGCCCAUCCACCCAGGCUCUUUGCCUGCUCCAACAAGUCUGGAAACUUCAUUAUUGAGGAGGUGCCUGGGGAGAUGACCCAAGAAGAUCUGGCCACUGAUGAUGUCAUGAUCCUGGACACAUGGGAUCAGGUGUUUGUCUGGAUCGGGAAUGAAGCCCACGAAGAGGAGAAGACUGAGGCGAUGGCCUCCGCUGUGCGUUACAUUGAGACGGACCCUGCCAACCGUGACCUCAGGACACCCAUCGUGAAGAUCAAGCAAGGGUUCGAGCCACCCACGUUCACCGGCUGGUUCCUGGGCUGGGACCAUGAGUACUGGACCAGCGACCCCCUGGAGCGGGCCAUGGCUGAGCUGGAGCUGUGAACCCUCACCUUUAACCCCUAACCCUGCCGCCUGACUUUACCGCACACACUGAGCAGCUCCAGCCAUGAGACUUAAUGGGGAACCCUCUAUGCCCCGCCAACUUCCUUUCUUCUGACUGCCAGUGGGAGGAGGCUUUUUGUUGAUUUUUUACAUUUUGAAAAAGGAAAUGUGUCAAAGAAUAUUGAGCUUUUAGAUUAGAAUGUCUUGCUUUGAUUAGAGUAGAAGAGGCUGUCAUAACCCUGUAUAUCUGAUACAGAGCACUGGUGCACAAUUGCAAUGCCAAUAAGGUACUGUAAUAGACUAGCUCUACUCCCCCACCACAUGUAAAAUGUAUGUUUCUCAUUUCAUGUUUUCGUAUUGUGAUAAUGUUGUGUCAUUAUUUCAGCCCACCCCUGCUUCUAAAUUCAUCCAAGGAUAUUUAGGAGCAGUUACCCAAUGCAGUCUUCUGAUAAUAAAAUGAGGACUUUAUUUGUUUGUUUUUUUACGUAUGCAAAUAGCAUGCACGUGACCAAUAAUAAGGGCUUUAAUGGAACCACAGGUUUAGAUAAGGCUUUGCACCUGCUACAAUCUGCAUUAAGAUUGAAAUAUAUUUUAUACGACGUCAGCAACAUUAGGCUGUUUCUAAUUCAGUAUCUCACCAUUAAGAAACCUAGAAUAUUACAAUCAUCUGAACCAACAGAGGCAGGGAGACAAAGCUUUGAGGAAAUCACACUGCCAGACAUAACCUCACUAGUUAUCAAUCCGUAUUGCUACAGUUUUCGCAAUAACAAUUUAAAGGUCAUUUUCCGAUUGAGACGAUAUAUGCAGUGUUUACCGUGAAUGCAGUCUCCACCAAUGUGGGAACAUUGCCUUUAAAUUGUAUUUGUUUGGUGUCAGCCAGGCAGGAGUAUAAGGAUCACGCAAUUAACGUAACAGCAGUCAAUGUCAAGUUCAAUGGUUUUCCCCAGGCCUUACUAUUGUUUCAAUAAAACCUUAUGUCACCGACA